CAAUGACAGGGGGACAAACAGUCUCAUUAUGUAACAACCUACUUCACACAGGGUAGACUUAACCUAAUGAUUUUUGUACCGUAAGAUGAGUUAUGGGCUUAGAUGCCUUUAAAAGAAGAUCAGAGGAUGUGUCUUAUCAGUUACUAUUAAGUGUGACAGCUAAAUGGCAUCUCCAUGUUUAGAAACUGGAUAGCCCAAAUACCAGUUUGUAAGUGGGGAAUGUGAAAAUGUGCAAUUGGCAUUGUUGUAUGUUUGUGACCAACAGGAGAUUGGUAUGAGAAACAUAAGUUGGAAUAGAUAGACCUGUUUAGACCAGCAGUGCUCUUAUAUUUGGAUUAAUUUUUAUAGAGAAUUUGUUCCCUACUUUCUAUUUGACAUAAUUUGUUAUUAUUAUUUAUUGUGAUACUAUUUAAAUGCUUCUUAAAUUAAAAUGCAAUGCCUUAAAUAUCCGAUCUCCACUGUUUGUACUUAUAGGCCAUUCUGUUUGAGGAACAAAUGGUACAUUUCUGUGUAGUUUGAUUAAAACUUAACAAUGCCAAUUGAGCAUAGUUUCUUUUCCUAAAAUCUGUAUGUUUUUGGGACAUAACAUUGGGAUAUUCCCAUUCCCUACUAAGGUGUUAGGAGUUUCUGAAGCUGUACCUGGGCAGGAAUACCCUUGGAAACUUCUUUAAAAUAUGGGCCUGAAUAGUCUAUUUCAUCUCUUACAGGUACGUUAUAGGGAGGAUGGACAGCUGUAUGCUGUGAAGCGUUCUGUGGAGCUGUUUCGAGGUGAGGGUGACAGGCAGCGGAAAUUGGCAGAGGUGCGCAAACAUGAACGUGUAGGGCACCAUCCCAACUGUGUGAGCUUUAUACAAGCCUGGGAGGAGCGCGGUCAGCUCUACAUCCAGACAGAGUUGUGCCCAGGCAGUCUGCUGCAAUACUGUGAGAAGUAUGGGCCACUACCUGAAUGGCAGGUGCGGGCCUUCCUCUGGGAUUUGCUGCAGGGAUUGCACCACCUACAUGGCCGCAAUCUUUUGCACAUGGAUGUCAAGCCAGCUAACAUCUUCCUCUCAUCUAGCAAUGUCUGUAAACUGGGUGACUUUGGGCUCAUGCUGGAGCUGGACUGUGGAGAUCUCAGUGAUGCUCAAGAAGGGGAUCCCCGUUAUAUGGCCCCUGAGUUGCUCCGUGGAGAAUACACCAAGGCUGCUGACAUCUUCAGUCUUGGCAUAACCAUUUUAGAGAUUGCCUGCAACAUGGAGCUCCCCAAUGGAGGUGAAGGAUGGCAGCAGCUGCGACAGGGUUAUCUGCCCCCUGAGUUCACUGCAGAUCUUUCUUCUGAACUGCGGACACUUCUGGCUGCCAUGUUGGAACCCAGCCCUCUUCUCCGACCCUCAGUUGAGACACUGCUUGCUUCCAGCCUCAUGCAAAAGACAGCAAGAUGGCGGAAGUUGAUGCUUCUGGCACAAUCUGGGAUCCAGCGGGGAGUUUCCAUGUGCAAAACUCUCCUUAGGUUCAUGCAGUGGGUCUGGGAGACUGUAUGCAGCCCAGCUCACUGGCUGCUGUUCUGGCAUCAGAAUGUUCCAGUUACACCUCCACAUUCACCCCUUGUUCUACCCUUGCAAGACAGCAGUCUUUCUAGUGACUGGGGUGAAGAGGAAGAUGGGAAUAUCGAAGAGAGCCUUGGUGAAGAUGGCUUUUUGCUCUCAGGCACAGUUGGGCAUCACAACCACACUUGUCCUGUAGAGCUGCACUCCUCAGACAGACAGCCUGAUUCCCCACUCCUGAACAGAUGCCCAUGUGUAGGAAGCACCUCAACACCACGACAUCCCUCACCCCAGCAGACUGGUGGCAGAAAGAACAGGUCUUUGGUACUCCCAGAUAGUCCCAACCUCAGCUUCAUCAGCCCAAAGUCUACAAACAGCAGCCCUAUGUCAUCAGACCUACUGCCUGUGAAUGGUCUGCGACGCACACUAACUUUUGAGGAUGAUGAAGAGGAGGAUGAAUGGGAAGCAGUUGAUCCCCAGUGCUCAAAUCAAUGUUCCACCUUUGAACCAAAAAACCUGCUGAGCUUGUUUGAGGAUUCCAUGGCAUCUGAGCAGAAGUGUCAGAGCUGAGGGGGACUUAGGGUCUUUAGUUACUAAUUUGUUUAGGCCUUUGUGGGUACAUAGCGAAACUCCUCUAAGUGUGUUAACAUAUGUAGCCAGCAUACUGAGGAGGUGAGCUGUGACAUAGAACUAAGGCUAGUUAUGGGGAAGCAGGACUUUUUAAAAUACUGCUCCGUUCAUCUCUUCUCUGCUUGAACCCCAUAGUGAUGCUAUUUUUGAGACUCUUGCAUUCAAGGGUCCUAAGCAGCAUCUGCUGGAAGGCAGUAGAAAGCAAAUAGUUCCCAUCAGAGAUCAUUUGAGGGAAACCAAUGUCCCUCUUUUAUGUGGGGAUGUGGGUUCAAUAUAUAAUGUACACAUUUCUUUUUAAGUUUUGUCCUCUCUUGUUUGCAUAUCAGGGAUAUGCUGCCAUUUGUGUGACUGGGAUAUGGUAACUUUCUCUUCCAUUCUGGAGUUUUACAAAGGUGGCAGCUGUAGGAUUUGACAAUAAAAGCAUUUACAAACUUUCA
Sceloporus undulatus (fence lizard) is the source of this 2590-nucleotide messenger RNA. RefSeq names its product protein kinase, membrane associated tyrosine/threonine 1 (gene PKMYT1). Lineage: Eukaryota; Metazoa; Chordata; Lepidosauria; Squamata; Phrynosomatidae. The record is from RefSeq and is a predicted model, not a curated record. The coding region runs from base 675 to 2093 and encodes 472 amino acids. Gene Ontology annotation, molecular function: ATP binding; protein kinase activity. Gene Ontology annotation, biological process: protein phosphorylation. The transcript is spliced from 7 exons.